UACUACAUUUGGACCACUGUUCCCGCUCUUCAUUUUCCGUUUUUAACUUAUGACGAGGAUGACAAAUUCAUGGAUUUUGUGGAUGGAACGUUGCAUCGUCAUAAUUCGUCUAAUGUAGACAAAUUUUCUCUCCACUGCAAUCACCAGUUGAAUGCAUCCCGACUUCAUUCUUGGAUCUCUACUGUAAUAAUGGGUAACGUUGAAGAGCUCAAGUUACGUUUAAUCCAAACACCCCCCUUGUUUGUUCCCAUAUCUCUUUUUACUUGUGAAUCACUGACAUUGUUGGAGCUGGAUACUCAACCUAAUGUCCGCCUUCCUAAAUAUAUCUCUUUUCCAAGACUCAAGCGCCUUAAACUUUUAAGGUUUAAGUUCAGCGAUGAGUGCUGGAAUCAGGAACUCUUUUCCAAUUCCCCUGUUCUUGAAGAAUUGAUUCUGGUAUUCUGCAUUUAUGGUGUUAGGAAUUUCUGUAUUUCAAAUCCUAUGCUGAAACACUUGCAAAUUGAUGGUAAGGAUUUUCCGAGUCGUGAUGGUUUAAAAUUGAUUCUCCAAGUCUUGCGACGUUUUACUACACGGUCUAUAGCGCAAAAGAAUAUGUCUUGUCUAGCUUUCCAACACCGAUGGAAGCAGUUGUUUGCAUAAACUCUAUAGACAAUGGUGCAGAAAUAAGUCCCUUACUUCGGGCCCUUACGCAUGUGAAACGUCUAACAGUCAAUGAUUUGAUCCUACAGGCUAUUUGCUCCGUGUGCGGUCAAUCAAAUAAUUUGCUAGCAUUCCGUAAUGUGAAAAUGUUGAGCAUAUCUAAGAAUCAAACCAAUGAUGAAGGACUAAUUGCUUUGCUCAAAAGAGUACCUAAGCUGGAGACACUCGAAUUUGAUGAGUAUGUGUAUGACGAAGUAAAAUACAUUAGCGACGCUGAGGAUGAUGAGGUUGAUGACAAUGAAGACGAUGAUGCCAGCUCUGUUGAGAGCAAAAACAGCAACGACAAUGAAGGCGAAGGAGAUGUCUCUAACACUGCUGAGUGUGAUAACAAUGAUUAGAGUGAAGGCAACUAUGACAAUGAAGAUGAUAGUUGGGCGCUUGAUAUUGGAACUACUGGAUGUCUGUUUCCACAUCUAAAAUCGGUUUGCUUUCAUGAAUUUGCUGGGAAACAAAGGGAAAUGAAGCUGGUGAAACUGAUCUUGAAGGACGCAAAAGUUUUGGAAAUGAUGACUAUUUGUCACUUUGAUCGUGACUAUGACUGUUAUCCUCCCUUUGUAAAUGCGAGAAGUGAAAAACAAGUCACGGCGGAGAUACCAAGUUAUCCAAGGGCCUCACCAGGUUGUGUGAUUAAAUUCUGAUCUUAAGAUAAGAACUCAGUUGUCUUUCAUUAAAGAAAAAUAAGUUACUAGUUAGAAUCAGCUUUUAGUUCCAAUCUUUCAUUGUGCAUCGAACUGUUUUCCAUUACCGGUUCAUACUGUU
Papaver somniferum (opium poppy) is the source of this 1458-nucleotide messenger RNA. Its product is annotated as acidic leucine-rich nuclear phosphoprotein 32 family member E-like. Bases 618 to 1037 code for a protein of 139 amino acids. The transcript has 3 exons. Lineage: Eukaryota; Viridiplantae; Streptophyta; Magnoliopsida; Ranunculales; Papaveraceae. The record is from RefSeq and is a predicted model, not a curated record.